AUGUUCGCGCUCAAAAACAACGGAGAAGAAGAGAGAACACGAUUUCGGAAGAGACAGGAGUUAGAGGAAGGCGUGUUCGGCUUAGGCGUACAUCGAUUCCCUGUGAAUCUCCUCAAAUCAAGCCCCCGCCUGUCUCAGGCUCGCGCCACCCCUGGGAAAGCCACUUCGGCCCCGCCUUCCUCCGCACAGCUUAGCGUAAUGACGACCGGGUUGCUUAUUAGUGGUCUCCGACCAUCUACCGGAGGAGGAACGAGGAACGGGGGGAGACGCCACUCCGCCACGAUGUCGGCAGCAAAUCGCGGCCGACAGCUGUCGCGGCUAAUUCGCCGCCACUUGGACUACCAAUAA
Molecule: messenger RNA, 348 nt
Organism: Necator americanus (New World hookworm)
Lineage: Eukaryota; Metazoa; Nematoda; Chromadorea; Rhabditida; Ancylostomatidae
Exons: 1
Coding region: 1-348 (115 amino acids)
Source: RefSeq, a predicted model, not a curated record